AUGGAGGCGAUUAAAACAUUUGUGCCGUUGGUAGUCGGCUCUUACGGACUGACACUGAGUUCGUACCUGUUUUACCAAAACAAAAAAAAAGAAAGGUGGAAACAAAUCGAUGGAUAUGUCGAUAAUGUAACUUUAAAAUAUUCGAAGAACAUCCUCCAAGGGAUAUUCCACCUUGACAUAAAAUAUUUUUUUUACAUAAAUGAAAAAAAAAUUGAAGACAGUAAGGAGUAUAAAAUUUCCGUUCAUCUCCUCAGCAACCAGGAGGGAGAACAAGUGCACACAAAUGAAUACACACGAAAUAUUUUCGAUCAAGUUAGUACAGAAAAAAAUAUUAAAAUAUGUUACAACCCUGAGGAUGUACAACAGUCGGAGCCCCUGAUAUACAUUUUCGAAAAUGACAUCAUCGCACGGGAGAAGCUUUCCAAUAGGGUGAAGAAUAAACUUUUUCGCAUAAAAUCGGGUCUCGUGAAGUUGCUUCGCUUGGGGGAAGCGGUAGAGAGAAGCGAUGACAGCGGGGAAGGCUUGGGUGAUUCUUCUGCCUCUACCCCCACCAACCAAACAGCUAAGAUGAAGGGAAGCAAAACUUCAGUCACGGUAGCGUCCCCCUGCGAUGCAGCAACGGACAGUGAGGGCAAGACAAAUGAACACUCAGAACCUUCGCAGUUCUCCAAAAAAAGGAUAAACGCCUAUGAUAUAAAUAAUUUAUUCCCAGGAAAAGAAUUUGCUUUGUCAGAAAGUCAAUAUUGGAACAAAAAAAAAAAAAUUGGAUAA
Molecule: messenger RNA, 771 nt
Organism: Plasmodium cynomolgi strain B
Lineage: Eukaryota; Apicomplexa; Aconoidasida; Haemosporida; Plasmodiidae
Exons: 2
Coding region: 1-771 (256 amino acids)
Source: RefSeq, a predicted model, not a curated record